Molecule: messenger RNA, 1102 nt
Organism: Manis javanica (Malayan pangolin)
Lineage: Eukaryota; Metazoa; Chordata; Mammalia; Pholidota; Manidae
Source: RefSeq, a predicted model, not a curated record
AUUCUUUCUCAUUCUUGAAACUACAUCUGACGUUGAAGGCCAAGAGAAAAUGGCCCAUUACCAUAACGACUAUAAAAAGGCCAGACUUUGCUACCUGUUGUCUCUGUGACUCUCACGAUACCUUGCUACCCCUGUGUACUUUUGAUUUUUGGCUGUGAGUUCAUGUUCCUUGAAGCUAUACUGUGAGAAAUUUUUGAGAUUGAAAUAAAGUUGGGUUUUUCCAAACCCUGGUCUGUGUUGGCUUCAUCAGAUUUCAGUCAUCCUGUGAGGACCUCUGAGAGUCAGGCUGCUGGCUUUGUUUAUUCAUUUUCUAUAGCCUUUUGAGAAUGAUGAGGUGGAGUUUGUCCGAACUGGCUAUGGGAAGGAUAUGGUCAAAGUUCUCCACAUUCAGCGAGAUGGAAAAUAUCACACCAUUAAAGAGGUGGCAACGUCAGUGCAACUUACUCUGAGCUCCAAAAAGGAUUACUUGCAUGGAGAUAAUUCAGACAUCAUCCCUACAGACACCAUCAAGAACACAGUUCAUGUCUUGGCAAAGUUCAAAGGGAUCAAAAACAUAGAAACUUUUGCUGUAAAUAUCUGUGAGUAUUUCCUUUCUUCUUUUUACCAUGUCAUCCGAGCGCAAGUCUAUGUGGAAGAAGUCCCUUGGAAGCGUUUUGAAAAGAAUGGAGCUAAGCACAUCCAUGCAUUUAUUCACACUCCCACUGGAACGCACUUCUGUGAAGUUGAACAGAUGAGGAGUGCAGGACCUCCAGUCAUUCAUUCUGGAAUCAAAGACCUCAAGGUCUUAAAAACUACACAGUCCGGAUUUGAAGGGUUCCUGAAGGCACCAUUUACCACGCUCCCAGAAGUGAAGGACAGGUGCUUUGCCACUCAAGUAUACUGCAAGUGGCGCUACCACCAGCACAGAAACGUGGACUUUGAGGCUACCUGGGAUACUGUUCGGGACAUCAUCCUGGAGAAAUUUGCUGGACCUUUCGACAAAGGCGAGUACUCACCCUCUGUCCAGAAGACCCUGUAUGACAUCCAAGUGCACUCCCUGAACCAGGUUCCAGAGGUAGGUUUCAUCACUUGCCAUUCUGAGGACUAAGAGAACCUGUGUCUC